Messenger RNA from Andrographis paniculata, 5908 nucleotides. RefSeq names its product protein NETWORKED 1A-like. The coding region runs from base 506 to 5599 and encodes 1697 amino acids. The transcript is spliced from 5 exons. Gene Ontology annotation, cellular component: plasma membrane. The record is from RefSeq and is a predicted model, not a curated record. Gene Ontology annotation, molecular function: actin filament binding. Lineage: Eukaryota; Viridiplantae; Streptophyta; Magnoliopsida; Lamiales; Acanthaceae.
UAUCUGUAUAGCGACUGACUGAUUGUAGAGAGAGAGAGAGAGAGAAGAGGAGAGAGAAAGAGAGCUGUGGCAGCUUUGGGUACUUUUCACAGCUUGCUAUACCAUCACCAACCAAGCCUGACUACAUACAUACAUAAUUCAGUGACCUAUCAAUGGCUAGAGAGAGAAACUAGAGGGAGAGAGCUCGAGAGAAGGAAAAAUGGGGUGAAGCUGAAGAUUUUUUAGCUGCUUGGUGUGUUUUGUUCCACGGCGAGCACCUGCUGGUUAACUUACUGUGAUUUUUUACUUUAUUUUCGUCAGUAUAUUAGCUUAGAAGCCAUUAAUUGAAGUUGACACUCUGCAUUUCUGUCUGGUUCUUGAUAAAGAAGGCAAGUUUAUAUCCCUUGAUCCGGAAGAUUAUCCGAGGUUCGACAUACCCCCGGUAACAGCAAUCCAUUUUGUCGAUUCUGUGGUUUCCACGAUAAAAAAAAAAAAAGCGCGCCGGGGUUGCAUUUUCGAUUUUUAGAUGGCGGCCCUUUCGAAUUCUGAGACGAGGAACAUGUAUUCUUGGUGGUGGGAUAGCCAUAUCAGCCCGAAGAACUCAAAAUGGCUCCAAGAAAAUCUUACCGAUAUGGACGCGAAAGUUAAAUCGAUGAUCAAGCUGAUCGAGGAAGACGCAGAUUCGUUUGCAAGAAGGGCUGAAAUGUAUUACAAGAAACGCCCGGAGCUAAUGAAACUGGUCGAGGAGUUCUACCGGGCGUACCGUGCAUUGGCUGAAAGGUAUAAUCAUGCCAUGGGAGAGCUCCAUCACGCUCAUCGAACAAUAGCAAAAGUGUUUCCCGACCACAUACCGGUCGAGCUCGUCGACGAUUCGCCUUCGAAAGUAUGGACACCGGACAAAGACCUGCGAAUGAACACGCCAGAAAUGAAGUUUCCCGUGCGCUCAUUGUUCCAAGGAGACGACAAUUUGCUGGGGAUUUCCGAAUCUGAGUUGGAUAAAAUCACACCUCAGAAAGAAGAUUCAGAGAAGGAGAAAGAAGACAAUGAAGUGCUGCAUUUGUCGAACGAAAACCAGAACUUUAAAGACAAGAUUCGUGACGAGGCUGAAAGAGCGGGAAAAGCCGAAGACGAAGUUCAAAGUUUAACAAAAGCGUUAGCUGAGAUGCAAGCCGAGAAGGAAGGCGCGUUUCAUCAGUAUCAACAAUGUGUGGCGGAUCUGUGUAAACUUGAGAAAGAACUCGAGAAGAUGCAGAGGGAAUCGAAGAGUCUCAGUGAAAAAUCGAGCCGAGCUGAAAUAGAACUCCAGAUGUUGAAGGAAUCACUCGUACAGUUGGAGGCCGAGAAGAUCGCAGGAGAAGUUAAAGAGAAGGAGUAUUUGGAGAAGAUAGCCGAACUUGAAGAAGACACCGAUGACUUUAACAUUAGAGCGACGAAAGCAGAAAUCGAAGCUCAAAUUGUGAAGGACGAGCUUUCAAGGCUAAAAGGCGAAAGGGACGCGGUGGUUCAUAACUACAAUCAGUGUCUUGAGAAAAUAUCGGCUCUCGAGAUUUUAAUCUCGACUAUGGAAAAUGAGGCGACGCUGCUUAAGAGCCGAGUGAAAAGUUCCGAGAAGGAAAUCUUCGACCUUAAAAAGUCUCUUGGAGAUCGUAACAGGGAGAAAGAAGCAUCGGAACUCCAGUACAAAUACUGCUUGGAGAAAAUAUCGAAGCUCGAGGAAGAUUUAUCGAGUGCGAAAAGGGACGUCAGGCGACUUAACAACGAUGUUUUGCUCGGGAAUUUGAAGCUGAAGAACGCGGAAGAGAAGUGCAAUCUUUUGGAGACGUCAAAUCAGUCCCUACGAGCCGAGGCUGAUAAUCUAGCGAGAAAGAUUGCCGCGAAAGAUAAAGAGCUCUCAGAGAAGCAGCACGAGUUGGAGAGCCUUCAGACGAGUUUAGAAGACGAACACUUACGUCACGAGCAAGUCGAGGCGAUGCUUCAGACGGUACAGAGUUUGCACUCUCGAUCGCAAGAAGAACAACGAGUUCUUGCGCAGGAGCUCCAACGAGUUCUUGAAAUGCUAAAGGAAUUGGAGGAAGAAACGCCAAAGAAUGUUACGGAGGAAGAAAUUCAGCGCGAAAAUGAAAUCGUGAGCUUAUGGGACAUUAAGGAGAGACUUGAAAAGGAAGUCGCGCGCCACAUCGAUCUGAGUGGUUCCCUUCAGCAGGAAAUCUUGUGUCUGAAAGAAGAAAUCAAGGGGUUGAAUAUGCGGCAUCGAGCGAUACUCGAUCAAAUAGAAGCUACGGGUCUGAAUCCCGAGCAUUUGAGGACUUCGAUAAAGAACCUGCAAGAAGAUAACUCGACGCUGCGAGAAAUGUACGAGCAGGGCUUCAACGAGAAAGAAAUUCUAUCGAAGAAGGUAGAGAGCCUGCAAAAAAAUCUGGACAAGAAGGUCGACAUGAAUAAGGAAUUGACGAGCUCGCGAGAAACAGUGAAUUCAUUACAAGAAUCUUGUCGAUCGCUCGUUACGGAGAAAGCUUGUCUUCUGUCGCAGUUACAGGCGAUGACGGAGAAUAUGCACAAGCUGUUGGAGAAAAAUGCUGUUCUCGAGAAUUCCCUAUCAUCGGUGAAAAUCGAACUCGAAGGUUUAAAGGAGAAAGCGAAGGGAUUACAAGAUAUCUGCGACUUGCUUAAGGAUGAAAGAUCGUAUCUUUUGAGCGAACGAGGAGUUUUAGCGAUGAAAUUGGAGAAUGUCGAGAGGAGAGUCGAAGUUCUUGAGAAAAAGUACUCGGGAUUGGAAGAAAAGUACGCCGAUCUUGUGAAGGAGAAGGAAGCUGUGCACGAUCAAGUUAAAGAGCUCGAGGUUUUGUUAGGCGUCGAGAAGAAAGAGCGAGCGAACUCCGAGCUUGACAGUCGUACGCGAUUAAUUGGGCUCGAAAGUCAGCUACACAUUCUGAGAGAAGAGAGUAAAUGGAAGAAGAAAGAGUACGACGAGGAAGUCGAUAGAUCGAUAAAAGCGCAGUUUGAGUUAUCGGUGUUGCAGAAAAUCAUGGAGGAGAUGGAGGAGAAGAACUCGUCUCUCAUAAUCGAAUGUCAGAAACACGUCGAGGCGUCGAAAUUGGCGGAGAAGCUUAUCAACGAGCUGGAGAGCGAAAGUCUCGAGCAGCAGGUCGAAGCUGAGAUCUUGUUGGACGAAAUCGAAAGAACGCGACUGGCGAUGUACCAGAUUUUCAGGGCGAUCGGAGCGGGUCAAGAUUGCGUUUUUGAUAACAGGAUCGACGACGAGCAGAGAUUUGUGCAUCGGAUUCUCGAGAGUAUUCAUGACCUGAAAUGUUCGAUUUCGAAGCACGAUGAUGAUAAGCAGCUGCUCUUGGUCGAGAACUCGGUUCUUCUAACUUUACUAGAGCAAUUGGAGUCGAAGGGAAUCGAAAUCGAAUCGAUGAACUUAUACUUCGAAAAAGAGCUGAAAAACCUCGUCGAGAAACUUGCCGUGGCGAGAAACGAGAAGGAAAAAAUGUUGGAGCUUGCGACGAAGCAAGCAACUUUGCAAAGAUCGUACAAAUUGUUAGAGGAAGCGUUAGCAGAAGCGAAUCAGCAAAACGCGAACUUACGGAAGAGAAUUUCCGAUUUAAGCGACGAUAAAGAUCAGGCGAAUCGAUGUACCGACGCCGCUCUCAUGGAGUUUCUAGCGACGACUGUGCAAUCGGAGGCUUUUCGAAGCUUCGGAGACGAGAAGCUCGACGAAAUUAAUUCACUUCUGAUCGAUUUGAACAGACAACAUGAGAUGAAUCGUUGCAUCGCUGAGAAGCUGGAGGUGCAAAAAGCCGAGAAUUUACUUCUUAAAGACAAUGCCGAUCGAUUGGAACGGGAGAUCGAAAGUGUUCGAGAAUAUAAUGUUGUAAUGAAGAAUGAGAUACGUAAUGGGAAGGAGAGUUUGCUCGAAGCCGAAGGAAAGCUUCUCGUCGCCGAAAUCAAGCUCGAAGCUUCGGAUAAUUUGAACCUAAAGUUAUGCAAAUCGGUGAACGAUCUAAAAGAUGAGGUUUCGCAGCUGUCCAAAGACCGUUCUAUCCAGUUGAAGGAAAUCGAGAGGCUUCUGAAUGUGAAAGAAAACUUGGAGUCGGAAAUCGGACAGCUUCGCGAAGAAUUGGAAGAAAAAGUUGUGCACGAGAGCCGUGAAUUCAAGCUAUGGGAGGAAGAAGCAUCGGAAUUUUAUUUUGGGCUUCAGAUCACGUCGGUCUGCGACGUUUUCUUCGAAAAUACGGUGCGGGAGCUCGCCGAGCUAUGCUGGAGGCUUCGGAAUGAAAGUGAUUCGAAGACAACGGUGAUCGAAGCGAAGAACGAGAAGAUUUUGUCGAUGGAGACUGAAGUCGGGAGAUUGAAAUCGCAGCUGUAUGCAUACGCUCCGAUUGUAUCGGCGUUACGGGACGAUGUAAUACUAAUCGAGCAUCAGACGAAGAUUAAAGCGUCCCGGAAAGACGAGACUGAGAUGUUCGAGGUUGUCGAUGCGAUUGAAGAUGAAUCGAUCGUUAGCUUGCAGAAGCUGCAGAUGCGAAUUAAAGCUGUUGGGAAAUCGAUGCAAGAGAUGAACAGAUCAGUCGGGCACCGACGAGCGAAUUCAAGCAGCAAGCAAGAAUCGGGAGGCGGCGAGAUCGAACGAUUAAAACCGUUGCGAUGCUUAGGGAGAGACAAACCCGAGAAUAAUCGACGAAAAGGGCACGGGAACGACGCGUCGGAGACGCCAAAGCUGCAGAAAAUCAAAACGAAAUCCACCGAGCUUCGUAACACGACGACAACGAAAGACAUCCCGCUCGAUCAAGCUUCCGACGGCUCGCAAAACGGGAUGCGACGUCGAGGCUCCGUCCGAGUCGACGACAAAAUGCUCGAGCUAUGGCAAGCCACGCCGCCGGAUUUAACAAUCGGCGAAUCGCUGCGACGCUCGUACAAAAUGACGGACAAGGACAUUGUGUACGAUCAAUUCGACAAUGGCAACCGGAAAUCGGACCCACCGUCGACGGAUUCUGACGUCGAGAAAGAACUCGGCGUCGACAAGCUCGAGGUUUUAACACGAACGGCGUCCCGAAACCGCGAAACAAACGCUCGGAGGAUCAUCGAGAGGCUUAAUUCGGACGCGCAGAAGCUCGAGAAUAUUCGGAUAACGGUCGACGACCUGAGGAAGAAGACGGAGGCGAAUAAAAAGAGUCGAAAGGCGAAAAACGUUGAUUUCGAGACGGUCGAGGAGCAGCUUCUAGAAGCGGAGGAGACGGUGGCGUAUCUCGUCGAAUUGAACGUCGAGCUUUCGAGGACGAUUGAGGAGUGUCCGUCGCCGGAGGAGAAGGCGGCGGUUCAGGUGAAAGAAGCGGCGCGGAAACGGCGGCGGAAAGUGACGGAGCAGGCGCGGAAAGCGUCGGAGAGAAUCGGGCGGCUGCAGCUGGAGGUGCAGAAGAUACAGUAUGUGAUGGUGAAGGCGGAGGAGGAGAAGAAGAAUCGGUUCCGGAAUAGAUUGUUCCGGAACCGGACGAUUGUUCUGAGGGAUUUUAUUUACGAUGGCGGCCGGAGGAGGAAGAAGAAGGAUCCGUUUUGCGGUUGUUUUAGGCCGUCGACGGCGGCGACGGGCAGCCGGAGCGGGCAGAGUCCGAGCGGGUAAAUCGUUGUUUUAGGCCGGGGACGGGCAGCCGGAGCGGGCAGAGUCCGAGCCGGUAAAAUUGUUGUUUUAGGCCGGCGAAGGGCAGCCGGUGCGGGCAGAGUCCGAGUAGGUAAAUCGUUGUUUUAGGCUGGGGACGGGCAGCCGGAGCGGGCAGAGUCCGAGCCGGGAAAUGGUUGUAUUGAAUUGGGUAGAGCUACUGAUUUUAUUUUUAUUUUUAUUAUUGAUGGCAGAUGUCUGUGACUGUGUAAGAAGGCUUUAUAGUUUGUUUUUACUUCGGUAUAAUUUCUGCAAUAAUAAGACGCUUUGAUC